Capra hircus (goat) is the source of this 4459-nucleotide messenger RNA. RefSeq names its product leucine rich repeat and fibronectin type III domain containing 4 (gene LRFN4). The record is from RefSeq and is a predicted model, not a curated record. Bases 88 to 2331 code for a protein of 747 amino acids. The transcript has 2 exons. Gene Ontology annotation, molecular function: protein binding. Lineage: Eukaryota; Metazoa; Chordata; Mammalia; Artiodactyla; Bovidae.
UGUGGGGAGCGGCCAGGGAGGGGCGGGGGCCCCAGGAGGGCUUGGGGAGGCACCUUAGCCGGCGGGGGAGGGGAUGGCGCCGAAGGGAUGCUGGCGAGUCCAGGGGACGCCAGGGGAAGGAAGUUCCGGGACCCUCCCUGCGCUCCCGGCCACCUCCGCUUCCUGCUCACGCCUCACCUUGUCCCCAGAGCCUGGGCUCCCUCUCACGGCUUGGGAAAUGUGACCUUUAUUCCGGGGGCCUGGCUCUGCAGGCCCCAGCCUUAUCUCAGCUUUGGGGGACCCCUUGGGCCUUUGACCCUGACCCCACCCCCAGGCGAGGCUCUGGAAGCUGCCCCCCCCAAGAUCGGCCCCGGGGCAAGUGGGCAGCGGUGCCAGCCCCACCUGUGCCUGGGCUGUGGCCCUUCCUACAGGGCGCUCGCCAUGGCCCCGCCGCUCCUGCUGCUGCUGCUGGCCAGUGGAGCGGCCGCCUGCCCACUGCCCUGCAUCUGCCAGAACCUGUCGGAGUCGCUCAGCACCCUGUGUGCCCACCGAGGCCUGCUGUUCGUGCCGCCCAACGUGGACCGGCGCACGGUGGAGCUGCGGCUGGCUGACAACUUCAUCCAGGCCCUGGGGCCGCCGGACUUCCGCAACAUGACCGGGCUGGUGGACCUGACGCUGUCCCGCAACGCCAUCACCCGCAUCGGGGCCCGCGCCUUCGGGGACCUGGAGAGCCUGCGCUCCCUGCACCUGGACGGCAACAGGCUGGCGGAGCUGGGCGCAGGCAGCCUGCGGGGCCCUGCCAACCUGCAGCACCUCAUCCUCAGCGGCAACCAGCUGGGCCGCAUCGCGCCAGGCGCCUUCGACGACUUCCUGGGCAGCUUGGAGGACCUGGAUCUGUCCUAUAACAAUCUGCGGCAGGUGCCCUGGGCCGGCAUCGGCGCCAUGCCCGCCCUGCACACCCUCAACCUGGACCACAACCUCAUCGACGCCCUGCCCCCAGGCGCCUUCGCCCAGCUCAGCCAGCUCUCCCGCCUUGACCUCACUUCCAACCGCCUGGCCACGCUGGCGCCCGACCCGCUCUUCUCCCGGGGCCGCCACGCCGAGGCCUCGCCCGCGCCACUGGUGCUGAGCUUCAGCGGGAACCCCCUGCAUUGCAACUGCGAGCUGCUCUGGCUGCGGCGGCUGGCACGGCCUGACGACCUGGAGACCUGCGCCUCCCCGCCUGGCCUAGCCGGCCGCUACUUCUGGACGGUGCCAGAGGGCGAGUUCUCCUGUGAGCCGCCCCUCAUCGCCCGCCACACACAGCGCCUCUGGGUGCUGGAGGGCCAGCGGGCCACGCUGCGGUGCCGGGCCCUCGGCGACCCCGCGCCCACCAUGCACUGGGUCGGCCCCGAUGACCGGCUGGUGGGCAACUCCUCCCGGGCUCGGGCUUUUCCCAAUGGGACCCUGGAGAUUGGGGUGACGGGCUCCGGGGACGCGGGGGCCUACACCUGUAUUGCCACCAACCCGGCCGGCGAGGCCACGGCCCGCGUUGAACUGCGGGUGCUGGCUCUGCCCCAUGGGGGGAACGGCAGCACCGAGGGGGGCCGCCCGGGGCCCUCGGACAUCGCGGCUUCAGCCCGCACGGCUGCGGAGGGCGAGGGCACGCCUGAGUUGGAGCCGGCUGUGCAGGUGACGGAGGUGACAGCCACCUCCGGGCUGGUGAGCUGGGGGCCGGGGCGGCCAGCAGACCCCGUGUGGAUGUUCCAGCUCCAGUACAACAGCAGCGAGGACGAGACCCUCAUCUACCGGAUCGUCCCGGCCUCCAGCCAUCGCUUCCUGCUGAAGCACCUGGUCCCGGGCGCCGACUACGACCUCUGCCUGCUGGCGCUGUCACCCGCCGCUGGGCCCUCUGACCUCACUGCCACCCGGCUGCUGGGCUGCGCCCACUUCUCCACGCUGCCAGCCACGCCCCUGUGCCACGCCCUGCAGGCCCACGUGCUGGGCGGGACCCUGACUGUGGCCGUAGGGGGCGUGCUGGUGGCUGCCUUACUGGUCUUCACUGUGGCCUUGCUGGUUCGGGGCCGGGGGGCCGGGAACGGCCGUCUCCCCCUCAAGCUCAGCCACGUGCAGUCGCAGACCAACGGAGGCCCCAGCCCCACGCCCAAGGCGCACCCCCCACGCAGCCCACCGCCUCGCCCCCAGCGCAGCUGCUCCCUGGACCUGGGGGACAGCGGCGGGUGCUACGGUUACGCCAGGCGCCUCGGAGGGGCCUGGGCCCGACGGAGCCACUCUGUGCACGGGGGGCUGCUCGGGGCUGGGGGCCGGGGGGUGGGGGGCAGCGCCGAGCGGCUGGAGGAGAGCGUGGUCUGAGGGCUGGGAGACCGCCCGGGAGGCGGAGGGUGCAGGCGGGCGGCCUCCUGGCCUGGUGGGUCAGCGUGGCUGGAAAGCCCCGCCCCGGCCCUCCCCUCGGUGCCUCUGGCAGGACAGGGGCCCUUGCCCUGGUUCUGGCCUCCAGUCGGGCAAAACGGGACAGGCCCCUGUGAUAGGUGCUCACGGCCUCCAAGCGGGGGCUGCAGCUGCCAAGUGGAAGUCUUGUCUGUCUUUAUAAUAAAAUUAUUGGGGCCACCUCAGUGCUAGUCUCUGGCCUGGUCCUGCCCGGCUCCCUGAGGGGCCUGUGGAAGCACAGACAAGGGGGUCAGGCUGGGGUUCCCAGCCCUGUGGAGGCGGCCCCAGCAGCCUGGGUGCCCUGGAGAGCAGGCAGCCCUGUGCCCACAUCUAUAUGCAGAGGACGCCCCUGCCUGGAGUGUGCGGCCAGGACGCUCGCCUGGCACAGACAUCAGAGCGCACAGGGCAGCAGCGGGAGUCGGUGGGGGAUGGCCCGGCUCUUCCGGGCCACGGGACCUGGGCUGGUAACUCAGAAAGUCCCCACUGACCCCUGCUGGUGACAGCGUCUUUCCCCAUUGGCCAAGGUGCCUUCAGGAUUUGUAACGUCAAACCAAAGGGCCUAGAACCGCAUCGCCCUGCUCUUGGUCUGGGACCCCCAGAGGGCUCCUGUUGGGAGUGCGGGCCCCAAGUGGGGUCUCGGCUCUCAGCUGCUCCCGAUGCCCCUCAAGGCUUUGCUCUUGCUGGACAUCCUGGGGCAAACACCAGGGGGCACCAGGCCCCCAUGGCCACGGCUCUGGUUCCCACCUCGAGAACCAGGCUUGGGGCGGCAUGCCCUGCCCUGUCCCACCCCCUCCAGCUCAUGUCCCCACCAGCCCGUGGCCCAGACGGCCUCCUCCAGCCUUCAAACAACCACUGCUCCCAAGUGUCGGCUGGGAGGAAGCUGCAAACACACCCCAGGCAUGCGUGGUUCUCUGGUGGUGCCAGGAGCACCCAGGCACUUUGAGAACAUGCAGGUACCCGGGCCCCGCUGUGGAGGCAGGUGUGGCACCCCUGCCCGCGGGGCUGUACCUGUGCUGAGGGGUGGUGCGCCCUUCUGCCUAAGCCCUGCUGUGCCUCUGAUGGCAGCCUGGUGAGAGCUGGUGUGGUAAGGUGCGCGUGUACGCGUGUGCCGGCUGAGCUCACACACGUGUGCGUGGCGUUGACACACACAUGUGCCUGCCCACCCAGCCCCGGAACACAUACCUGGAUGUGGCCCAAGAGAGAUCCUGGUUUAAAUAAAGUGAAACAAGGGGUUCAGCCAAGAGGAGCAGGAGAGUGUGAGCCGUGCCAGGGCAGCACGGAAGGCGGCGGGGCCGGUGCCCGGUCUGGGCAUGCACCGGGGGGCACUGGGGCCCUCCUCCGCCUUCUGGUGCGAAGGCAGUGGGAGCUUGGGAGCGCCCAGCCUGUCGGACGGGUGGAUAGUAUUAUGGCCCAGGGUCACCAACAGGACAAGAGCACAGGGGUGGGCAGGUGAGGGGUGGGGUGACCGGACCCCCUGCUCACCAGUCACCCGGCCCGGAGCAGCCCCGGACAUGGCCUGCCACCAUGCCACAUCCCGGCCAUGUGUGCAGGGAACGGCCCCUGACCGGGUGCCCUGAGGCUCUUCACGGAAGCGCAGAUACCCCCAGCACGGGGGACAGCCCGGUCCUGUGAGGUGGGCUGAGAGCGGAGAGUGGCCACUGCCCCGCGGGCUCCUCCGUCCCGCCUGCUUUUUGAAAAGGUGAUGGGGAUGGAGCAGGGCUGAGCGAGGACAGCGCUGCCCACGUGGCCCAGACCCAGCGCCCAGCCUGGACCCAGCAGGGCGGGAGCCACUGAGAAGGCAGGGGCUGCGGAGUGCCGUGUGCGGUGUAGGGACUCGGGGACAGCUCCCCCACCGUGGGCUGGGCCACUAGUGUGGUCCCCUGCCCCUGGCCCUGCAGCAGGUCUAAAGUGGCAUGUGCCCAGGGCAGGCCCACGGAUACGCAGAGGCACUGGCCUCGGACACAAGACAGCCUGCGGCAAUGACUUCACCUCUGGCUAUGGACACAGGUGACAGAGAUGACCCAGAGGCCAGGGGCAUCUCGGGGCUGCAGCC